AUGAUGAAGGAUCAUCUGCCCUCCCGCCUGCUCGCCCCCGUGGUGGCCGUUACCGCUGUCGGCCUCACCACUUACCUCUAUCUUCGCCCAGCCCUCAUCCGUGACCCGUCCGCGACGAAGCCUCCCGCGCCGGCCCGGUCGCCGAGAUGGACCGUUCUCCCAUCCCUCUCAGCCCUGCAGCGAGAUGAGCUGCCGUACCCACCAGAUCUGCUCCCCGGCGGCCGCGACGUCGAAACGCCCUACGGCUCACUGCGCGUGUACGAAUGGGGCCCUGACGCGGGCGAGAAGGUGCUCCUCCUCCACGGCAUCGGGACGCCGUGCAUCGCGCUCGGCGAGAUGGCGCGGGCGCUCGCCGACGCCGGUCACCGCGUCAUGCUCUUUGAUUUUUUCGGGCGUGGCUACUCCGAUAGCCCGACCGAUGUGCCGCACGACGCGCGUCUCUACAACACGAAGCUACACCUCGCCCUCGCCUCGUCGCCGCUGCCCUGGUCGGGCGCCGACGCCUUCCACCUUGUCGGCUACUCACUCGGUGGCGCCAUCGCCGCCUCUUUCGCACGCCACGUGCCGCACGCCCUGCGCUCGCUCGUCCUCGUCGCCCCCGCUGGCCUCGUCCGCCCGCGCCACGUCUCCCGCACCAGCCGCCUGCUGUACUCGACCGGCCUGCUCCCCGAGCCGCUGCUGCGCUGGCUCGUGCGCCGCCGCCUGGAGCCGCCGGCCCCCGUCGACCCCGAGGCCGUCCUCGACGAUGACGUUGCUGGCGAGAGCGACGCCACGGGCGGGGCGACGUUUGACAAUGCGCUGCUCGACCCUGCGCGGCCCGAGCUGACGGUCGCACGGGUCAUACGGUGGCAGCUCGCGGUGCAUCCGGGGUUCGGGCCGGCGUAUCGGAGCACCAUCCGGUGGGCGCCCAUCUACGGCCAGGACCAUGGGGAGUGGGCGCCCCUGAGGGGCAUCCUGGAGGAGCGGCGCGCGGGGCGGGAGAAGAACGGGCUCAAGGGGGGCAGGGUGUGCUUUGUGGUGGGCGAGACGGACCCUGUCAUCGUGGCCGGUGAGCUCGAGCAGGAUGCGAGGCUGGUGCUGGGAGAGGAUGCGGUUGAUAUGAGGGUCGUCAAGGGGGCUGGGCAUGAGGUUGGCAUCACGGGGGGCAGAGAGGUCGCGGGCAUUGUCAUGAGGUAUUGGCAGUCCAUACAGGCUGCGCAGUCAUGUUCAUGA
This is a messenger RNA of Verticillium dahliae VdLs.17, 1212 nucleotides long. RefSeq lists its product as uncharacterized. The transcript has a single exon. The coding region runs from base 1 to 1212 and encodes 403 amino acids. Lineage: Eukaryota; Fungi; Ascomycota; Sordariomycetes; Glomerellales; Plectosphaerellaceae. Gene Ontology annotation, biological process: regulation of lipid storage. Gene Ontology annotation, cellular component: endoplasmic reticulum. The record is from RefSeq and is a predicted model, not a curated record.